This is a messenger RNA of Pygocentrus nattereri (red-bellied piranha), 3274 nucleotides long. Its product is annotated as transmembrane protein 164. The coding region runs from base 787 to 1728 and encodes 313 amino acids. The record is from RefSeq and is a predicted model, not a curated record. The transcript has 6 exons. NCBI's taxonomy places the organism in Eukaryota, Metazoa, Chordata, Actinopteri, Characiformes, Serrasalmidae.
AGAGAGAGAGAGAGAGAGAGAGAGAGCGAGAGCAGGGGCCUGAGGAGGAGAGCUGGACAACGGGAGAGAAGCCACACGGAGCACAUGGGCUCGUGUUUUCUCACGGAAUUUCCCCCAGCUCCUGACGAUAGCUGCCAGUUUCAGCAGGGACGCGGCGCAUCUCUGUAGCUAGCAGGUCACACUCGGCCGUAAAUUUGUUGUUUAUGUUUUGGCCUUUGUGGUUUUUGGGGGGUGGGGGUGGGUGUGGGGUGUGUUUUCCCACGUAACGUUAUCUAUGCGUUACUCCAGUCAGGUUAGUGUUUGAGAUAAACAGCGAGGGGUCAUUAAUGUCUCUGAGGAUGGCGGCUAGCUAACCUGUGUCUAGCAGACCGGGUUGGGUUGAAGCGCUGAAUUUCCAUUAAGGUGCCGAACCUGUAAAACUGCCGUUAACGCUAGGCUGCUAGCUAGCCUUAGUGAUUUAGAGCGCCACAGAGUUGUGAGCUCCUACUUUUGAUUACCUAACCAUUGCCUAGUGAAUACAGCCACUAAAAUGAGAGGGGUAGAGCACAUAUAGCUGUUGUUAUUAAAGAUGACGACGGUUUGGACUGUUGUAAAGAAGGCGGUGCUCGCGUCAAUGAAGUAACUGCUCCAGUUCAGUGGCUAAUUCAGUGAGCCUCAUUCAGCGGCUCGACACCAUCGCCUGGGCUUUGUGUGAAACGUUACUUAGCUAGCUAGUUAGCUGUAGUCUGGCUGUGGUAUAGGCUAUCCGUGCUCUGAGGACCGUGUUAGAGCGAAACGCUGCAGUUCAUGUUUCGACAAGAAGUCAGUGUGCUGUCCUUCAUUCCGUCUUGUUCGUACCUUUUCCAAUACGAGAAGAGGAACAUGUCUCGAUAUAACAUAUACAGCCUGCUGGACUGGGUGUACGGCGGAGUGGACCCCAAGUUCGAGGGCAACGGAGGCCCCGAGUGCGCCGCCUUCAUCACUCCGCAGCAGCGGUUGUGCGAAAGCCUCAUCAUCGUGGUCCUGUCCGUCGUGGAGGUGGUCGCGGCGCUCAGGAAAAUCAACAUCGCCAAGCAGCACAGAGAAGCGGUGAAGGACGGGCGGAACAAUAAAGAGGACAGUUUGGGGAAGAACCUGUUGCUCGUGGCUUUGUGCAUGACUUUUGGUGUGGAGGUCGGAUUCAAGUUUGCUACCAAGACGGUUAUAUAUCUUCUGAACCCUUGCCAUGUCGUCACCAUGGUGCAGAUCUUUCUGCUGGCCUGUCCGCCUGGUAAAACAGCCAUGGUCAUCUUUAGGCUUCAGGUCCAUAUGCUGAAUGGUGCACUAUUAGCCCUUCUUUUCCCAGUUGUCAACACAAGACUACUUCCCUUCGAGAAGGAAAUCUACUACAUCCAGCACUCCAUGCUUUACCUGGUGCCAAUCUACCUCUUCAGAAAAGGAGGUGUGUACAAACCAGAGCCACUGAGUGACAUGUGGUGGGCGGUGUUAUCCACAGGCAUCCUCUUCCUCUACCAUUUUGUGUUCCUGCAGGGGCUGGGAAUGGUGACUGAGGUGAACCUGAACAACAUGCUGUGUCCGGCUGUCUCAGAUCCCUUCUAUGGCCCCUGGUACCGAGUGUGGGCAACCGGUCACCAGACCCUGUUGACGCUGGUGCACGGCAAAGCGCUGACCAUCCUCUCUCACCACACAGCGCCUGCCCUGCGCCACCUACUGGACGCAGCACGCCUUCGCACCAAGAAGGUGGACUGAAGCUCAACGUGGGUCCACGCCACCACUGGCGUUCACACAAGCACGAAACUUCACACACUCCCGCACUCGGCGACCAUCGUGCCGUCAUUCUGAACUCCAAACUCAUCUGUUAUCGUAUUGACAAGUGGUCAGUAAUUGUGUGGCUCCUGUGUCUUGAGCGGGAGUAAACAGGUCAGUGUUUUUAUUGGAAUAUUGAAAAGAAUCAGUCUUUAUACUGAGAUCAGUAACCAUGCAAAACUUGCCUUGUUUCUGGGGGAGGUUGUUUUUUUUUUUUUUUUUUUUUUUUUAAAUGGAGGUUCUGGUAUCUUUACAAACCGACACGUUCUUUUCUCAGUUGCCUUAUUUGGUUUAUGUUCUUUUAACAGGGGCCAACCCAGUGUUUUUGAUGUUUUCGUGGUUAGUCAGAUCACUCAAAUCGUCUCUCCCCCCUAAACCGAAUGGUCGUUCCUACAGUUUCAUCUACGCUGUAUUUUGUCAAAGCCUGUUCAUCAUGUCUCAAUCAGAAACGUUGCCAUGUUGAAAACGUUCUAUUUGAAGACAGUUAAUGCAUAUUAACUUGGUUAACAUGUUGUAGAAAGCAUCUAUGUGACGAUAUUGUGUUUGUAUCGGAGAUGUGUGGUGCUUUCAAGCCUUCUACUGUCCACUUCUGUGACUUUUUUUCUUUUGCAUGUAAAUAAUCAGCUUUCGGAAUGACUGAGCCGAUCACCUCACUGUUACACCCCAUUGAUAAGACACAAAUUUACUGUAAAGGUAAUUCUGUUGUUGAUGGCUUAAAUGUUGUCUAUCAGUGGUGAUAUAAGGGAAGAGAUGGGAUUCACUGUAGUGGACAUUGCUGUGAACCACUUUUAAGGGAAAGUAGUCCCCCCUCCCAUCCCCCACUUAUAGGGAAUUAUUUUACUUAAAUAAUGGCUUGUGUUCUUGCCUCCUUGGGGUAUUUUUCAGCCACAACUUAAUACUAAAAUUAUGUUGUCAUAAUGAACGUAGCCGAUCAUUUUCUUUUCUCAUCUUAAAACACCCUACUGUAACUGCAUAGUACACAAGUAUCGAAGGAAACGUAACUGGGGUCACAUGACCACACCCUGAACUUUUUUUUUAAACUGUGAAAUGUAUCUAACUUUGAAAGCCAAGAACUGAUCUACUUCAUCAGUUAUCAUUUUUCAAGGGGUCAAGUCUUUAAGUUAACAAGCAAGGGAAAGAAGACACAAACACUAAGAAUAGUUUUGUCUGAAUAGAACUAUGUAGGUUAUCAUGAAUUUACCCCAUCACUCCAGUUUCAAUGCUUACUAACUUUUCAGUUUGGCACACUCCUGUCAAGCAUUCACACAAAACUCUGAUAAAACAGUCCCAGUUGGUUACGGAUGUUUGAGUGCUGUAUCUCAAAGGGUACUGAUGGAAUCCAGAUGGUUUUUGCCUCCAAGGGACAUACCUUUGUGGAUAUUUAGACGCUUCUGACUGAAAGGGAAUUUUGUGAAGUUGUCUUUGUACAUAUUUUUCGUGAAGUAUGCAUUGUACCGUGUCAAAAAAAUAAAAGUUCUUCCCCAGCUUG